CCAGACGAGCUCAGUGCCUCUGGCAGACGGCAGGCAGCCUGCGUGGGAUCUGGCUGCAAUCUCUCCCCAUCUCUCCACCGAGAUCCACCUGACGGUCAUGACCCACACAAGGGCUUCUCGCUUCCUACUGCUGCUGUGUAUCAUUUCAGCUUUCAGUACUGCCGUGAGGAUCACUGAUGAUGGACAGAAGAUCAUCUACCUGCCCAAGGGGGAGUCCGUCAAACUGGGGUGCCCCUUUUCAACAGACCCAGAAGACAACACCCCCGACAGCGCUUGGGAUAUCCAGUGGAGGCAGGUGAAGCCCGGACAGUACCCUCAGGCCAACCCG
Molecule: messenger RNA, 328 nt
Organism: Gekko japonicus
Lineage: Eukaryota; Metazoa; Chordata; Lepidosauria; Squamata; Gekkonidae
Product: V-set and immunoglobulin domain-containing protein 8-like
Exons: 2
Cellular component (GO): intracellular anatomical structure
Source: RefSeq, a predicted model, not a curated record